CCGCUAAAAGGGCAUUGACUUGAAACAACGCAUCUCAGUUUACUUACACUGCUCUCUCUCUUCACUGCUUUGCAACACAACACUCACCAUCCAUCAGCUAUUGCUCUUCCAUUUCACUCUCUCUCUGUCUCUCACACUUUCUAACACCCAUAUUUGGAACAGAGUUUCAUCCAUUGGCCAUAGCUUUCUGAUUGAGCUGCAUAACCAAGUUUGAUUUCUGUUUCUUUUGGUUCAUGGUAAUGGAAAUAGAUUGAUAUAACAAAAGUUGUGGAAGAUUGAUAAAUAGAGGUGGCAAGAUGUCUUAUAGAAGGGGGUCUGAUCAGCCGCCGCGGAGGCAGAUACUGCGGACACAGACUGCUGGGCAUUUAGGAUCAGACCCGGUCUUGGACAGUGAAGUGGUGCCUUCCUCACUAGUUGAGAUAGCUCCCAUUCUCCGUGUUGCUAAUGAAGUUGAAGCUAGCAAUAAAAGAGUUGCUUAUCUAUGUCGGUUUUAUGCCUUUGAAAAAGCUCACAGACUAGAUCCAACAUCUAGUGGGCGUGGUGUACGUCAAUUCAAAACUGCUCUUCUUCAACGUCUAGAAAGGGAAAAUGACACAACAUUGGAGGGAAGAGCAAAGAGUGAUGCUCGUGAAAUGCAGAGUUUUUAUCGGCACUACUACCAAAAGUAUAUUGAAGCGCUAAGCAGUGCUGCUGAUAAGGAUCGUGCCCAGCUCACAAAAGCAUAUCAAACUGCUGCUGUUUUAUUUGAGGUUUUGAAGGCAGUCAAUCAAACAGAGGCUGUUGACUUAACUGCAGAGAUUGAAGCUCAUACCAAGGUUGAGGAAAAAAAGCAAUUAUAUGCCCCUUAUAAUAUUUUGCCCCUCGAUCCUGAGAGUGGGAAAGAGGCUAUUAUGAGAUAUCCUGAGAUUCAAUCUGCUGCCUCUGCACUCCGUACAACCAGGGGUUUGCCUUGGCCAAAGGAUCAUGGUAACAAAGUAAAUGAAGACAUUCUAGAUUGGCUUCAGCUGAUGUUUGGUUUCCAGAAGGGCAACGUGGAAAAUCAAAGGGAGCACUUGAUUCUUUUGCUUGCAAAUGUACAUAUACGACAAGUUCCGAAACUUGAUCAGCAACCCAAGUUGGAUGAUCGUGCUUUAAAUGAAGUGAUGAAGAAACUCUUUAGAAACUACAAAAAGUGGUGCAAGUAUUUGGGUCGCAAAAGUAGCCUUUGGUUGCCUACUAUUCAGCAGGAAAUGCAACAACGCAAACUAUUGUACAUGGGCUUAUAUCUUCUUAUAUGGGGAGAAGCUGCAAAUUUGAGAUUUAUGCCAGAAUGCCUCUGUUAUAUCUACCAUCAUAUGGCAUUUGAGUUGUAUGGGAUGUUAGCUGGGAAUGUCAGUCCAUUGACGGGUGAACCUGUAAAGCCUGCCUAUGGUGGUGAAACUGAGGCUUUUCUGAUGAAAGUAGUAAAACCAAUAUAUGAUACAAUAGCAAAGGAAGCUAAGAGGAGUAAAUCAGGAAAAGCAAAGCACUCUCAGUGGAGAAACUAUGAUGAUUUGAAUGAAUAUUUUUGGUCAGUUGAUUGUUUCCGGCUAGGUUGGCCUAUGCGUAUGGACUCCGGGUUCUUUUCUGUACCUCUGCCUCAUGAGCAACGUUCAGGUGACAAAGAUGAGGAAAACAGAGCUAAUGAUGAAGAUCGGUGGCCUGGAAAAGUUAAUUUUGUUGAGAUACGCACAUUUUGGCACAUAUUUAGAAGUUUUGAUAGAAUGUGGAACUUUUAUAUACUAAGUUUACAGGCAAUGAUAAUAAUAGCUUGGAAUGGCUCUGGCAAUUUAAGCUCAAUAUUUGAUGGCGAGGUUUUUAAGAAAGUUCUCAGCAUCUUCAUAACUGCUGCAAUAUUGAAGCUUGCCCAAGCCAUUCUUGACAUAGUCCUGAAUUGGAAAGCAAGAAAAGUCAUGUCAUUUCAUGUGAAGCUGCGAUAUAUAUUUAAAGCCAUUUCAGCUGCAGCAUGGGUCAUAGUUUUACCAGUCACUUAUGCUUUUAGUUUGAAAAAUCCAUCUGGUUUUGGACAAACCAUAAAGAAUUGGUUUGGCAACGGCACUCGUUCUCCUUCUAUGUUCAUUUUGGCUGUCAUCAUCUAUUUAUCUCCAAAUAUUCUCUCUGGAUUGUUAUUUGUGUUCCCAUUCAUGCGACGGUAUCUUGAGAGGUCCAACAGUGGCAUUGUGAAAUUCAUGAUGUGGUGGUCCCAGCCUCGGCUCUUUGUUGGUAGAGGAAUGCAAGAGGGCCCAAUUUCACUGUUGAUGUACACUUCUUACUGGGUUUUACUAAUUCUAUCUAAAUUAGCAUUCAGUUACUUCUUGGAGAUUAAGCCUCUUGUGGGUCCAACAAAAGCCAUCAUGCAAACUCAUAUAUCAGUUUACCGGUGGCAUGAAUUCUUCCCGCGUGCCAAAAAAAAUAUCGGGGUAGUGAUUUCUAUAUGGGCUCCUAUCAUACUUGUGUACUUUAUGGAUACACAGAUUUGGUAUGCUAUUUUCUCUACAAUUGUAGGAGGCAUAUAUGGUGCAUUCCGUCGUCUGGGAGAGAUUCGAACAUUGGAUUUAUUAAGGUCUCGCUUUGAUUCGAUUCCUGGUGCUUUUAAUGCUUGCUUAAUUCCCAUGGAUCAGAGCAAGGAGAAAAAGAGAAAGGGACUAAAGGCCACUUUCUCUCGUAAAUUUGAUCAGGUCUCUUCUAAUAAAGAGAAGGAAGCUGCAAGGUUUGCGCAGUUAUGGAACAAAAUAAUUACUAGUUUGAGGGAGGAGGACCUAAUUGAUAACAGGGAAAUGGACCUCAUGCUUGUACCAUAUUGGGCUGACCGUUCCUUGAACCUCAUCCAGUGGCCUCCUUUCUUACUUGCCAGCAAGAUCCCAAUAGCAGUGUCUAUGGCCAAAGACAGCCUUGGAAAAGGACAGGAACUGGAAAAAAGGUUGUCAAGGGACAAGUACAUGAAAUCUGCUAUUCUUGAAUGCUAUGCUUCUUUCAGAAAUAUUAUUAACUUCUUGGUUCUAGGAGAACGUGAGAACACGGUUAUACAGAACAUUUUUCAACGAGUUGAUGAGCAUAUAGAAAAAGAAGAUCUGCUUACUGAAUUGAAUCUGAGUGCUCUCCCUAAUCUAUAUGACCGUUUUGUUAAACUGAUUGAAUGUUUGAUGGAUAACAAAAAGGAGGUCAAGGAUCAAAUUGUCAUUCUCUUGCUUGACAUGCUAGAGAUUGUGACCAGAGAUAUAAUGGAAGGAGAUGUUGAGGGUUUGCUAGAUUCAAGCCAUGGUGGAUCUUAUGGAAAAGAUGAAAGGAUGACACCACUUGAUCAACAUGAUCAGAUUUUUGGUAGACUUCAGUUUCCUGUCACAACAGAUACUGAGGCUUGGUCAGAGAAAAUAAAAAGGCUUCAUUUACUGUUAACUGUCAAGGAGUCUGCUAUGGAUGUACCAUCCAACUUGGAUGCUAGGAGGCGUAUAUCUUUCUUCUCCAAUUCUUUAUUUAUGGAUAUGCCACCUCCUCCAAAAGUUCGCAAUAUGCUGUCCUUCUCUGUCUUGACACCAUACUUUGAUGAGCUUGUUCUUUUCUCCCUAGAACAUCUGGAAGAGCCAAAUGAAGAUGGAGUGUCUAUUCUCUUUUACUUGCAAAAGAUAUUUCCAGAAGAAUGGAAAAACUUUCUUCAACGUUUUGAUUGUAAGGAUGAAGAAAAACUCAGAGGAGAGUUAGAGGAAGAACUCCGUUUAUGGGCAUCAUACAGGGGCCAGACAUUGACUAAAACUGUUCGAGGAAUGAUGUAUAUCCGACAAGCAUUGGAGCUACUGGCUUUUCUUGACAUGGCAAAGGAUGAAGAUCUAAUGAAAGGUUACAAGGCUGCAGAACUUGAGAGUAAGGAAAAUCCAACCAGUGAGCGGUCACUGUGGACACAAUGUCAAUCAUUAGCUGACAUAAAGUUUACAUAUGUGGUAUCGUGUCAACAAUACGGUAUUCACAAGCGAUCUGGUGAUUCUAGGGCCAAAGAAAUUUUAAAGCUCAUGGCCAAGUACCCAUCUCUUCGAGUUGCUUAUAUUGAUGAGGUUGAAGAGCCUCGGAAAGGUUCAUCUCGAAAAACAGAUAAGGUUUAUUAUUCAGUUCUAGCCAAAGCUUCUUUACCGGCAAAAUCAAUGGAUUCAUCUGAAACAAUUCAAAAUUUAGACCAGGAUAUUUACAGAAUAAAGCUUCCAGGGCCUGCAAUAUUGGGUGAGGGGAAGCCAGAAAAUCAAAACCAUGCCAUCAUUUUCACACGUGGGGAAGGCUUGCAAACAAUUGAUAUGAAUCAGGAUAACUACAUGGAAGAAGCUUUCAAAAUGAGAAAUUUGCUGCAAGAAUUUCUCAAAAAACAUGAUAGUCCAACAUUCCCAACAAUACUUGGACUCAGAGAGCAUAUAUUUACUGGCAGUGUUUCUUCCCUUGCAUGGUUUAUGUCCAAUCAGGAGAACAGUUUUGUGACAAUUGGACAAAGAUUGUUGGCUAACCCCUUGAAAGUGCGUUUCCAUUAUGGCCACCCUGAUGUAUUUGAUAGACUUUUCCAUCUGACAAGAGGGGGCGUAAGCAAAGCUUCAAAGGUUGUCAACUUGAGUGAGGAUAUAUUUGCAGGUUUCAAUUCUACACUGCGUGAAGGCAAUGUCACACAUCACGAGUACAUACAAGUCGGUAAAGGAAGGGACGUGGGUCUUAACCAGAUAUCAAUGUUUGAGGCAAAGAUAGCUAAUGGGAACGGUGAGCAGACAAUGAGUAGGGACAUAUAUAGGCUUGGACACCGAUUUGAUUUCUUCCGAAUGUUAUCUUGCUAUUUCACCACAAUCGGCUUCUAUUUCAGCACAAUGCUGACUGUCCUCACAGUUUAUGUAUUCCUUUACGGUCGCCUCUAUCUCGCCCUGAGCGGACUUGAAGAAGGGCUGAACAACAAGAAGGCCAUAAGAGAGAACAAAGCUCUUCAAGUAGCUCUUGCUUCUCAAUCUGUUGUGCAAAUUGGAUUUUUGUUGUCCUUGCCUAUGCUGAUGGAAAUUGGCUUGGAGAGGGGAUUUCGUGAGGCGUUGAGUGAAUUUGUACUAAUGCAAAUACAGUUGGCUCCUGUAUUUUUCACGUUUUCUCUUGGAACAAAAACACACUAUUAUGGAAGGACACUACUUCAUGGAGGUGCACAGUACCGAGGCACUGGUCGUGGUUUUGUGGUGUUUCAUGCCAAGUUUGCUGAUAAUUAUAGGCUCUACUCUCGCAGUCAUUUUGUUAAAGGAAUUGAGUUGGUGAUUCUGCUUGUGGUCUACCAUAUAUUUGGUCAUGUAUACAGAGGAGUUGUUGCCUAUAUUCUUAUUACCAUAACCAUGUGGUUCAUGGCAGGGACUUGGCUUUUUGCUCCCUUCCUUUUCAAUCCAUCAGGCUUUGAGUGGCAGAAGAUUCUUGAGGACUGGACAGAUUGGCAUAAAUGGAUAAGCAACCGUGGCGGUAUCGGUGUGUCUCCUGAAAGAAGUUGGGAAUCCUGGUGGGAAAAGGAACAUGAGCAUCUCCAGCACUCCGGAAUACGUGGUACUGCUACUGAGAUAAUACUAGCCCUCCGCUUCUUCAUAUAUCAAUAUGGACUUGUGUAUCACCUUUCAAUCACUGAUUCGAGUCAAAGUGUUCUGGUUUAUGGUGUUUCAUGGAUGAUCAUCUUUCUAAUUUUGGGUUUAAUGAAGGGUGUAUCUGCUGGAAGGCGCCGCCUCAGUGCAGACUUCCAGCUCUUUUUUCGGUUGAUUAAGGGUUCUAUUUUCAUAACAUUCCUUACCAUCUUCAUUGUGUUAAUAGCAGUGGCUAAGAUGACCAUAAAAGACAUAAUAGUUUGCAUCCUAGCAGUCAUGCCAACAGGCUGGGGGUUGCUGCUGAUUGCACAAGCUUGCAAGCCUGUCAUUAAAAAGGGAGGGUUUUGGGGGUCUGUUCGCGCACUUGCACGGGGAUAUGAAAUCAUAAUGGGCUUGCUUCUCUUCACACCAAUUGCUUUCUUGGCAUGGUUCCCAUUUGUUUCAGAAUUUCAAACAAGAAUGCUUUUCAACCAAGCUUUCAGUAGAGGUUUGCAGAUUUCUCGUAUUCUUGGUGGACAAAAAAGAGACCGCGCCUCCAACAACAAGGAGUGAUUAUAUCCCAACAAUUAUCAAGGUGUACAUAAAGUUUCAUAGAGUAUUAAUUAUAACCCAAACAUACAGUACCAUAUUGUACAUAAAGAUUCAUUUUGAUCUAUAAACUUUCAGCCUUAUGUUGCAUUUAGAAAAGUUUGACUUCAAAGGUUAGUAUUACCAUAAUCAAAUUCUUAGAUAAUGUGACCAGACAAUUGGAUGAAACUAAAGAUAAUAAGAUGUUUGUACAUUAUAUUUA
Molecule: messenger RNA, 6375 nt
Organism: Lotus japonicus
Lineage: Eukaryota; Viridiplantae; Streptophyta; Magnoliopsida; Fabales; Fabaceae
Product: callose synthase 2-like
Exons: 44
Coding region: 297-6137 (1946 amino acids)
Biological process (GO): (1->3)-beta-D-glucan biosynthetic process
Cellular component (GO): plasma membrane; 1,3-beta-D-glucan synthase complex
Molecular function (GO): 1,3-beta-D-glucan synthase activity
Source: RefSeq, a predicted model, not a curated record